UGCAUUCCCAAUCAUCACCAGUUCACCACCAUCUUCCUCGAUUCUCUCUCUAAAACCUCUCCGUUUCCCUCUCUCUCUCCACUUCAUUCGUGAAUCGCGCGUGCGUGUGUCGUUGGCCGCCGCGUCCCCUGCGUCAAAGGAAGAAGAGGCCGAGGGGGGAGGUCGAUCGGAUCGACCGAUGGCGAAGGGCGGGCUGAGCAAGCUGCGGUGCAUGAUCCGGAGGUGGCACUCGUCCAGCCGGAUCGCCCGCGCGCCGCCGUCGCCCGGCGAGGACGACGGCGCCAUCGCCGGCGUGGAGGAGGACGCGCGCGGCGCGUCGUUCCACGGCGCGGACGAGGUGCCCAAGGGCCUGCACCCGGUCUACGUCGGCAAGUCGCGCCGCCGGUACCUCAUCGCCGAGGAGCUCGUCGGCCACCCGCUGUUCCGGACCCUCGUCGACCGCAGCGGCGGCGGCGGCAGCGCCGGCGCCGCCGAGGCGGGCUGCACCGUCGUCGGCUGCGAGGUGGUCCUGUUCGAGCACCUCCUCUGGAUGCUCGAGAACGCGGACCCGCCGCCGGAGUCCCUCGAUGAGCUCGUCGAGUACUACGCGUGCUGACCGCUGCAAAGCGCCUGGUCGAUCGGUCGGUCGGUCGGUCGUGCCGGCGGCCGCCGUAGGGGUAGAGUCGUGGCGAUGUUGAGCUCCAAACGCCGGCGUGCCAAGCGUAAGCGCAAGGACCCUGCUCUCUCUCGGCGCCGUUGAUCUCGUUUUUUUCUCAUCCUCGCUAGUGAUUGCUUGCUUCAUGUAAUUGACUUUAUUUUGGUUUUCGAGAUUUUUUUUCCCUUCUGUCAAUAAGAUAAAUCUCUCGAGUCUAGCUGGCAGGCAGAGUGCGUCCAUGUACAUUGCAAAUUGCAACCGAAAUCUUCAAUUCCGAUUCUUGGAAUUCGUUAGUC
Setaria italica (foxtail millet) is the source of this 930-nucleotide messenger RNA. Its product is annotated as auxin-responsive protein SAUR72. Lineage: Eukaryota; Viridiplantae; Streptophyta; Magnoliopsida; Poales; Poaceae. Bases 179 to 595 code for a protein of 138 amino acids. Gene Ontology annotation, biological process: response to auxin. The transcript has a single exon. The record is from RefSeq and is a predicted model, not a curated record.